AUGCCCAAUUUAAGUGAAGAAAAGAAACAAAAAGUUGUAAAAGAAGUGAAGAGUUUGGCAAAAAUGGAGUCAGAAUUUGUGGUCAAAUAUUACAACUCAUGGCUUGAGUCCAAUCAUCUCUACAUUCAAAUGCAAUUCUGUUUACAAAAUCUUCGAUCACUUCUCAAAGACAAACCAAUUGUCUUUCAAAGACAACCGGAAGACCAGAUGAAUGCCAUCGAGUAUUUCAUUUCAUGUGAAAUAUUCAAAGAGCUCUUAGAGUGCGUCCAAUAUCUACACGAAUCCAAUCCACCGGUCAUUCAUAGAGAUCUCAAACCGGAAAAUGUAUUAAUUGAUCACAACUUCAGUUUUAAUCGUUGUGUAAAACUGUGUGGCUUUGGUUUAGCCACUGAUCACAACAUUGAUAGGCAAACUGCGAGCCGAUACGGCCAUACGUUAGGUGUGGGCACUAAGACAUAUAUGUCGCCCGAAGUAUACCAUUAUAAGCAAUAUAAUCACAAAACAGACAUUUAUAGUCUCGCACUUAUUGCCGAAGAGAUCUAUAGUAUUGAUCCACAAAUUUCGCAUUCGUCUCAAGCAAUUGAAACCGAGUUUAAUAAAUAUUAUGAUAAUCUAUACCAGACUUUGCAGUCAAUGCAGUCGAGUCCUGACCAUAAGCUAAGGCCUGAGUGUCGGGAAGUGUUGGCCAAACAUAACGAGUGGUCUAUCGAUAAGACUAAAUAA
Molecule: messenger RNA, 723 nt
Organism: Medioppia subpectinata
Lineage: Eukaryota; Metazoa; Arthropoda; Arachnida; Sarcoptiformes; Oppiidae
Source: the annotation of a GenBank genome assembly